AUGGAGGCUAAGAGGCUGCUGUGGCUUAUGGCAUUCGUCUUUUCACUAGUUUUGUUAGUUCAGUAUUUUGAACUCCCAUAUGGAUACAUUUUCUCGUCUUUCCUUUCUUUCGCUAAAUCUCAAGCGACGUUAAAUCGUUUCAACUCAGAAACGGAUACGUCUGUUGUCAGCAAUAAUAACAUCUCUUCAACCAGAAGCUUCAGUUUAACGAACCACAACAUGACCGUCGAGAGUGUCUUUAGCAAUAAGAGCUUGGUGCUAGAAAUGGCUCUGCCAAUCUCGAUUUAUGUUAAUACUUCAGAAAGAAAUUUCUCAGUAUUUGUGACAACGAAUGGGAGUGCGAGCAUACCAUCCCAGAGUACGAGCUCGACAGGAAAGAAUCCAGCAGACAUUUUUUUGAAUGACGAAAAACGUGGGCAUGUUAAAAACAACACGUCCGGUUUUGUUAAUAGUUCAACUGCUAUUAAAUCAACUGGUAAGAAGACAAGGUUCAAGGGCCCCCCAGCUGUAGUUGUGCCGAUAUCGGAAAUGAACAAUGCGUUUCUUCAGAGCCGUGCUUCUUAUCGGGCUAUGAAACCUAAGUGGCCGUUGCAAGUGGACAACGAACUACUGAACUCAAGAAGGCUUAUUGAAGGUGCUAGCAUGAUUGAAAAGAAUUCUCAAGUUGAUGAUAAUGUGUAUAGAAAUUCUUCUGAGUUUACAAGGAGUUAUGAAUUAAUGAAGAAGACUCUUAAAAUUUACAUCUAUACCGAAGGAGAAAAGCCCGUAUUCCACCAGCCCGAACUCGAGGGCAUAUAUGCUUCCGAGGGAUGGUUCAUGAAGCAGCUCCAAGAAAAUAAGCACUUUGUGACUAAGAAUCCCGACAAAGCCCAUCUCUUUUACCUGCCGUUUAGCUCGCGACUGUUGGAGGAGACUUUGUACGUCCCUAAUUCUCACAGUCGCAAGAACUUGGUUCAGUAUUUGAGUCGUUACCUUCAGAAGAUCACGACCACGUAUCGUUUUUGGAAUAGAACCGGUGGGGCCGACCAUUUUCUUGUGGCCUGCCAUGAUUGGGCACCUGCCGAGACGAGCCGGAUCAUGAAGAACUGCAUUAGGUCGUUAUGCAAUGCUGAUGCCAAGGGAGGAUUCAAAUUCGGAAAGGAUGUAUCACUACCCGAAACCUACGUAAGGCACGCCAAAAACCCUCUCAAAAACCUUGGCGGCAAACCCCCCUCUCAAAGGACCAUCUUAGCCUUUUUUGGUGGAAAAAUGCACGGAUACCUCCGCCCCAUUCUGUUGCAACACUGGCAGAACAAAGACCCUGACAUCAAAAUAUUCGGGAAGAUACACGAGUCAAGCAGUCAAAACGCUUAUGCUCAGUACAUGAAAAGCAGCAAAUACUGCAUAAGCGCAAAAGGGUAUGAACCCUACACCCCACGUGUCGUGGAGGCCAUUUUCUACGAGUGUGUUCCUGUAAUAAUAUCGGACAAUUAUGUGCCCCCGUUUUUCGAGACACUUAAUUGGGAGUCGUUUGCGGUUUUUGUGUUGGAGAGAGAUAUUCCGAAUUUGAAGAGCAUACUAUUGUCGAUUAGCGACGAAAGGUAUGUGGAGAUGCAGGAGAGGGUGAGGCGGGCGCAGAAGCAUUUUCUGUGGCACAAUACGCCGGUUGAGCAUGAUGUUUUCCACAUGGUGUUACAUUCACUGUGGUACACGAGGGUUUUCCAGGCAAGGCCGGGUAAUUGA
Messenger RNA from Striga hermonthica, 1722 nucleotides. The record is from the annotation of a GenBank genome assembly. Lineage: Eukaryota; Viridiplantae; Streptophyta; Magnoliopsida; Lamiales; Orobanchaceae.